AUGGAGAAUAGACCCUUGGAUCAGAACGAGCUGUCAUCAGCGCCGACGGUAGAGGAGGAUGAAAAGGACGCGACGUCCACUGACAAGCUAUCCACAGCUCAACAGAAGGAUGUUACUCCUCCUUUCCAGAAAUGGAUAAAUAGCUUUCGAGUUCGACACCGUGGACCUUCCACGAUAGCGGAACGAAAUGUCGAUGGAUGGGAAAAUCCUCCGUCGGACUCUUAUGCUGAUAACCAGACCUUUGAAAGUUCAUCACAGAAUUCGUCGCAGCUCGGGACCGUCAAAACAAUUUCAUUGAGCGUUGCAAGCCAGAGCAUGGCAAUGUCAAGGUCACGAUCGCGAGGUGCGGCCAGCGCAUUUUCAUCGGAUAUGCGAGGUUCAGGCGACUCGGAAGCCAGCUCUCGUCCAACCUUGAGUGAUUAUGUGGAUGAAGCGGCAGAUACGAGAGCGGAGAAGAGACGACAAGUGCUGAGAGAGCUGGUCACAACUGAAACUGACUACGUUACUGGUCUCAAAGCUUUGUCAGGAGUUCUCUCUAUACUUGACAUACGAGCUCAGAUCCAGCGAAAUAUCGCGCGAAUUUGUGUGAUCCACGAAGAAUUUUUGGCUCGGCUCCACGAAGUAACACCCGACUCAGCCUCGAAGAUAGCAACAGACAUGCCUGGUACUCUUUCUCGACUAGCGGCCGGUGAUAUUCCUGGGCUGAAGAACCUUUCGACUCGAUCCGUGCAGAAUCACAACUUCAAAGUUUCAAUUAAAGAACGUCUUCGGGUCCUGAGGGCGGAAGCUGUCGAGUGCUUCAAAGUUGCUCGUGAAAUAGAGGGCUUGUCUACCCUUUUCUCUGAAUACGCUGAAUUUUGCACCAACUAUGACCUUUUGGCUGAGGACGUCGCUAUGGUGCGCCGAUCGGUUUCAGAUUGGGCAAUAUAUGAUAAGGGUAUUGAAGCGUUAUCGAAGUCUGUUGCUUCGAUCGAGAGCCGGAAAAACGAAGAGAACAAAGCAAUGUCGUUGAAUGAUCUAAUGAUUAAGAUGCAGCCAAUACAACGUUUAUGUAAAUACUCCCUUCUCCUCCAGGACCUCCUACGAAACACACCAAUCAGUGACUGCCCAACUUCUCAUGGCGGCAUACGAGAGAUACUGGAAAGUCUACGUGUUUUAACUUCACAAAUCAAUGCAGCAACUGGGAACCCAGUCAAAAAGGAUUUCAUUCAAAAGACUGUACGCCUACAACAGAAGAUUGAUCUAUCUGAUUCAUUACCGCUUCGUGAUAUUUACAAAGAACUUGGCCCAAUGUCCUUGUGUGGUGUGCUCCAUGUCACUUACCAGGCACAGAACGGAGCUGAUGGGGAAUUCAUGGUAUGCGUUUUGUUUAGCUGCUAUCUCCUUUUUGCCAGACGUUCCAAAGACUCCAAUCGAUUGAGUGUAGUGGCCUGUAUUUAUAUUGCUGACUUGAGAACGGAUACUCAGCGAAACGGACGAGGGCUCGAUUGUUACGAUUCCUUGUUCACAUGGAAGCUUUUAUUCCAAGAUCAUAAGGAAAGCUGUGAGUUGGUGCUCAGUGCAUCCUGUGCAGCUGAAGAAAGACUAUGGAAGAUGGAGACCUUGAAAGCGUCCGCUGCUCUGACUGCGACGCCCGCCAAACCAGGAGCAACACAGAACCCGAGAAGAUACUCGUUCAACACCCUUAAUCUUAUGCAGCUAGACCGAGUUCAUUAUACAGUGGCGUCUGUGGCCCGGCGACAGUCCAUGGAUUCUGUGGCAAUCACGAAAAGAUCACAUGUUCAACGUGUUAUCAUCAAGAAAACGCACAAGCCACGCAAAAACGUGACCAUCCAAGACGUCACUGAAGAGGUUAAUGAGGCGACUCCCAAGGAGCCUGAGAGUGAGAUUGAACGGCCAAAGACACCAGUUUCACCGAAAAUUAUGACAGUGACUGGCAAACGGGCGAGCCGAAUUUAUCUUGAAAAAAUGAUCGCAGAUAUAUACACGAAAGAUGUUCUCCCAUAUCCGGGAAUGGUCCUUGGCCGGAGUGACCUUUUCGAUCGUUCAACCAUUAUGAGACGCCUCAGCUUGCACACUGGAAAGCAGUUCAGCUCCAUCAGUAUGUCCCUUUCCAGGUCUGCGCCUGUUGACUCACGCCCGAGUGCGAGUUACAGCGGCGAGGAAAAGACAAAUAUAGCGAGUCAAGACGGUUGUAAUGAUCAACGUGACUCUGUUGAGGAGUCACCAAAGACACCCACAUCCUCACUUAGACGAUCGAUGACCUUGAGAAUCCAAGAAACAUCCAGGAGGUCUAUUGGAGCACUAUCUCUCUCUUCUCCUCGGGGUGAGAAGAGCCACAGUCAAGAAAUUGAACCUGUUGCAACACCAGUUCCAAGUCCAACACGAAAGAAGUGGUCGAAGAAUUUGUUCAGCGGGUUUUCAAAAAAUCUCCGUCGUACGGAAGCAGGGAAUGAGGGUUAG
Messenger RNA from Penicillium taxi, 2463 nucleotides. RefSeq names its product putative Rho guanyl nucleotide exchange factor. NCBI's taxonomy places the organism in Eukaryota, Fungi, Ascomycota, Eurotiomycetes, Eurotiales, Aspergillaceae. The coding region runs from base 1 to 2463 and encodes 820 amino acids. The transcript is spliced from 6 exons. The record is from RefSeq and is a predicted model, not a curated record. Gene Ontology annotation, molecular function: guanyl-nucleotide exchange factor activity.